This is a messenger RNA of Exophiala aquamarina CBS 119918, 3753 nucleotides long. RefSeq lists its product as uncharacterized. The record is from RefSeq and is a predicted model, not a curated record. Lineage: Eukaryota; Fungi; Ascomycota; Eurotiomycetes; Chaetothyriales; Herpotrichiellaceae. Bases 1 to 3753 code for a protein of 1250 amino acids. The transcript is spliced from 2 exons.
AUGGACCGCUUUCCGGAGGACUACUACCUCCACAACCUGCCUCUCCUCCUCCUCUCUGGCCUAGGCGCAGAAAACGACAAUGAUAUCGAUCCUUCGCGCAAGGCGCACAAUUUGCUACAAGAAGGAGGAUUCAGAAUUAAAAUAGAUGCUCCACGGGUUCAGGGAAAUAUUGCACAACUGUUGCAGGAGUCCUUCCGGGACCAAGAUGCUUCCAACCUUCCCUGGCAUAGUCAGUCUCUGACUUCAAGAAAUGGAAGAUUCUUCAAAAUCACAAGCGUAGGAAGGGCAUAUGCUCUCCCACCACGUAAAGCGCCCCCACCACCUCACUCGCCUCUGCUUUCUGCUUCUGUUGGAUCUGGAAAUCCACCACCACAGCUUAUUCUCCACUCUCCACUGUCACCUUUGACGCCCAGCUCCCCCUUGUAUCCCGAUGGCAUCUUCUCGCCCCUUUGGAUCUUGAAACACCAAUCUCGACUGCCGUGUGCAUUCAUCAGCUUCUUUUCUUUGGCAUCUGAUCCCAAUUCCAGUUCUCUAGAGGACAACAAGGUGAAGUCGGAAAUCAGCUCUGCUCGCAGCGUCAUUACAUCUACCAACUAUCGAACAAGGCUUGUGGUUGUUCUGAUUGGUGAUGGCCAUAUCAAUCCAUCCGAGCUUGACGAUCGAUUUAGCAACAUCCGGCGCUCCUCCGGUCUUGACAGCAAAAGCAUCUACUUUAUUCCUUUCAAUGCGUCGCCGGUUGAGGUCAAGGAGUUUGUCAACACUGUCUUAUCCUCAAUUCAUGCUUCAUGUGUAGAUUAUUACCGCGACCUUUCAAAGCACGCUCGUCGCAAGCGUAGUAGAAACGUGGUGCCCCAACCCACUGUACAGCCAGGGAGUGCACAUGUUCUCUCUUUACCGGGAUGGAACGUCAGGUACGAAUUCAAACUGGGAGUUUUCGCAGAGUUCAGGCAGGAGAUGGAUGCAGCCUGCCGAAACUACGAAACGGCCUAUGAAGGCAUAUUUGGUGCCGAAAUCAUGCACGCCAUUCCAGUCUGGAGCCCUCGUUUUAAUGAGGCCAGACUCCUUGCUGAUAUCAUCGCGCUGCGUACGCUCAGGUGUCUGUUAUGGACCGAUCAAGGUUCAACCGCCGUCAAAUCAUGGAUAACGCAUCGUGAGCGUAUGAAAGACCUUGUCAAUAGGAGGACCAAGGGAACAGAAAACUACGCGUGGGAAGCCUGGUUGAGCAUGUGGGCUACUGCUAUGGCCGACUUGAUCUCCAGAUCACAAUACCCCUUACUAUCUGCCAGAAUUUCAGACAGCUCGGAUCUACUUCCAGUAUUUGCUGUCCUUGAAAAGUCCCUUGUUUCAACGGAGCGCGCAAUUCCAUGGGAGCUACUGCACCAUGAAGGCUAUUGGCUGGAGAUUGCGAGAAAGGCCACGGUUGCUCGGCGGACAUGGGUGCAGCAAUUACCUGAGGAGGAAAGACAACCACCGGGACGUUCACCUGCAGGAGUCGCUGCAAGCAAAUCUCAAUCAUACAACACAUAUCUAGCGCUUGAGCCAUAUCGUGAGUAUCCGUUGGAUGGAUCACAAGGCUACGACUAUCAAGGGGCCAUCACAGCAACUCUUACUAGCGCGAUUGAACAUUUUGCGAAAAGAGGUCAAUUGCGUAAGACUGAGAUUCUCAAGCUCGAGAUGGCACUUGAAAGCCUCGGUACGCAGUCUUGGAAAGAUGCGGUCACUAUUCUGCAACCACUUUGGUCAAGCGUAUCGUGGAGGGCCGGUGGCUGGUGGACGCUAUUACAACAUAUUGGUUGGGCCAUGCACGAUUGUGCAGUUCAUUUGCAAGACUCGGAAUUAUCAAUUCAGCUCCUGUGGGAACUCUCAAGCAAUGUGUUCGAACAAAAGGGUGGGCUUAACUACAACUUGGGUGGCCCUGAUAGUAUACCUUCAUCAGAUGGGCAAGUCGCUUCGGUUUCGAUUAACAUGGACGAAGCCCUCUCACCUUUGGUUCCGAGAUUUGCUUUUUCUAGCCACAACGUCUCUGUCGGUACGCCGCUUACUUGUCAGCUAUCAUUAGAAGCUCGAAUGGGAGCUGAGAUGCCACCUAUUCCUCUAGGCGAAAUCAAAGUGGUCUUUGAAGGAGCCCUCAAGCCUAUCUAUCUGGUUUCCCAACCAAGUGCGCCCCCGCCUAGUGUAUCUUCCCAGGUUGAGCUUUUUGCAAUUGUACUGCAAGACUCUUCCAAGCUUUCGAGCCCUGCAAGCAAAAGGUCGUCAACUGGGUUGGUGGCGUCGGAAAUAGCAUAUGCUGAUUUGACCAUUCAUUCUGGUCAGACUCGAAUCUUUCAAUUUGAAGUCACUCCACGGGAGGCAGGGGAGUUAUCCGUUGCAUCUAUCACUCUCAUACUCAACCGGACAAAUAUGAGACUUGCCGCGACCACGUCCAGCUUUGAACACUCCACCACAAAUUGGUGGGAAAUGAAAGGAGGAGCCCCUAUUCUUCGCUCCCUCGGACAAGAAUCAAACGCGUACAAUUGCAUUGACGUACAGCCAAAGCCACCGAAACUUCAAAUUCAUGCCCCCGGCCUCCGCAAAGCAUACUAUGUCAAUGAGACGAUUCAUGUGGAGUUUGAGUUAUUGAAUGAAGAAAGCGAGGACGCUUCAGUAAUGGUCGAGGCACGGAUGAUAAGUCCUAUCGCUGGGGCGGCAAAAGCAAAGUGGACGUACUCAGAAGUUGAUGACAAGUCAUUGCAUGAGUCAGUAAACGGUGUAAUCAUGCUAAAAUCUCAAGAUCUGGGGACAAUCAAGCCAGGCCAUAGCGAAAAAGUAUCGCUCCUCGUUAAUGAGACUAUCGUCGCUGUUGACCAUGAACUCGAAAUUGUGGCUAAGUAUCGACUUGCAAACGAACCCGAGACGAUAUCUGUCAAAAGCUUGACUGUCGACAUUGGAGUGAUUCGACCUUUCGAAGCGAAUUAUGAAUUUCUACCACGGCUAAGCCGGGAACCAUGGCCAAGCUUCUUUGAAGCGCCUCCAACGGAUAUAGACCCAUCAACGACUGCUUUAGGGUUGAAGCACCAAUAUACAGUGACUGCCAAUCUCUACUCAUUCGCGGCGGAGCCUCUUGUCAUCGAGGCAAUUCUGCUUACUGCCAGCAAGAUCGUGGGAGGUGCGGUUUGUUUCACAAGUACUGGCAUAGUUCACCCCGAAGGAAAUGCAACUGAGACAUCUACUGACAAUAUCAUAUCCUCGAAGAUUGACCCAGACCAGACUGAAAAAUUCGACUUUGAUUUGUCCAUUCAGAAGUUGGUCCUUGGAGACCGGAACAUUGUAGGCAUUGACUUGGCUCUUCAGAUCGGAUGGAGAAGGGAAGACUCCAACGAGGUGAACACAACGGUGCUUGAAGUUCCCAAACUCACUGCUCCAAUGGCCGAACCUCGUGUGAUGCUGACAGUCUCGCCUCUCCCUCAAGAAGAUUUGCACAUCUACCGCCUAGAUUUCAUGCUUGAAAACCCAAGCAUGCACUUCCUCACAUUCAAUAUCUCCAUGGACACAAGUGAAAAGUUCGCCUUCUCUGGACCGAAAUCGUCUGUUCUCAGCUUGGUGCCGAUGAGUAGAAACACUGUCUCUUAUCGCAUCAUGCCAAGCACAGAGGACGCAUGGAUUGGUGUCAAUCUCAACGUGGUGGACGCAUAUUUUGGACAGACACUCAAGAUUUUGCCAGGUGGAGAUGGGGUCAAGGUGGACAAGAAAGGAAAUGUAUUUAUCAAGGUGUGA